This is a messenger RNA of Stegostoma tigrinum, 10744 nucleotides long. RefSeq names its product nuclear factor I/C (gene nfic). Bases 482 to 2173 code for a protein of 563 amino acids. Gene Ontology annotation, cellular component: nucleus. Gene Ontology annotation, molecular function: DNA-binding transcription factor activity, RNA polymerase II-specific; RNA polymerase II cis-regulatory region sequence-specific DNA binding. The transcript is spliced from 12 exons. The record is from RefSeq and is a predicted model, not a curated record. NCBI's taxonomy places the organism in Eukaryota, Metazoa, Chordata, Chondrichthyes, Orectolobiformes, Stegostomatidae. Gene Ontology annotation, biological process: regulation of transcription by RNA polymerase II.
AAAGAUUGCGAUGCGGACAGACAUGGCUUGAUAACCCUGGCAGAAUCCAGGCACACAGUAUUCUCUUUAUGGCGAUGGAUGUGUGCAAAAAGCUCAGACCUUAUGGUAAUGAUGUGAUUUCCUUAUGCAAAUAAGCCAUUGCGGAAAUAAACAGCACGCCUCGCUCGCUCCCUUUACUUCUGUAAUAUUUUUAUACUACGCCAUCAAUUCAUCACUAAAGCGGCCAAGGCAGCCCUCCCCCAUCUUUCUCCUGGGCAAUCAGGAUCCGCCGGUUGCCUUCACUUUUCCAUCGGAUGUGUUAGAAAGCAGCGAGAGGGAGAGACAGCGAGAGGGGAAAAAAAUAGCCCGCACACACAACACAACACAGAGCCAAGACCGAGGGCAAAUAUUCCUCCAGAUGAAGCAGGAAAAUUGCAAAGGAAUGCAAAUAAGACGUUAGACAAGCUUCUAAUUCGAGUGCAAGUUGAUUACGUACUUUCACAUGGCAAUGGAUGAAUUUCAUCCAUUCAUUGAGGCACUUCUUCCACAUGUCCGUGCAUUUGCCUACACGUGGUUCAACCUACAAGCCCGGAAACGAAAGUACUUUAAGAAGCAUGAGAAGCGGAUGACAAAGGACGAAGAGAGAGCCGUGAAAGAUGAGUUGCUAAGUGAAAAAGCAGAGGUGAAACAGAAGUGGGCAUCAAGACUGCUUGCCAAACUACGCAAGGACAUCCGUCCUGAGUAUCGUGAAGAUUUCGUGCUGACCAUCACAGGGAAGAAGCCUCCCUGCUGUGUUCUCUCCAAUCCGGACCAGAAAGGCAAAAUAAGACGUAUCGAUUGUUUACGGCAAGCAGAUAAAGUUUGGAGGUUGGAUCUAGUGAUGGUGAUCCUGUUUAAAGGGAUCCCUUUGGAAAGUACUGAUGGAGAACGUCUAGUGAAGUCCCAACAGUGUAAUAAUCCCAUGCUGUGUGUGCAGCCCCAUCACAUAAGUGUUUCAGUUAAGGAACUUGAUUUAUACUUGGCAUACUUUGUGCAAGAAAGAGAACCAGAGCAAACUGGCAGCCCAAGGCCUGCUAUUGGCUCUGAAGCUGAUGAUAGCAAGACAGGAACAAUUGAACACACAGAAUUUCAGGACAGCUUUGUGACUUCUGGCGUCUUCAAUGUAAAUGAGCUAGUGCAGGUAUCCAGAACUCCCAUUGUGACAGGAACAGGGCCGAACUUCUCUCUUGGAGAAUUACAAGGUCACUUGGCCUAUGAUUUGAACCCACCAAGUGCAGGGAUGAGGAGAACUUUGCCAAGUAGCUCAUCGAGCGGAAGUAAAAGACACAAAUCUGGUUCAAUGGAAGAUGAUAUUGACACUAGUCCAGGUGGGGAGUUUUACCCUUCACCAAGCUCACCUGCAAGCAGCAGUAGGAACUGGCAGGAGGAAAUGGAAGGAGGUAUCUCCCCUACAGUGAAGAAGACAGAGAUGGACAAAUCUCCAUUUAACAGCCCCUCUCCACAGGACUCCUCUUCACGAUUAAGUAGCUUCACACAACACCACCGUCCUGUGAUUGCUGUUCACAGUGGUCUUACAUCACGAAGUCCCCAUGCCUCUUCAUCUUUGCAUUUUCCAACAACCUCCAUCCUUCCCCAGAGUGCUUCAGGUUACUUCCCUCACACAACGAUUCGAUUCCCACCACAUCUCAAUCCACCAGACCCUCUGAAGGAUCUGGUCUCACUUGCCUGUGACUCAUCCAAUCAACAACCAGGCCCGCCUGGGAGGGAGGGCGAGCGAGCCACGGACUACUCCAUGACUUCAGUGACAAUGCCACUUCGUGCUCAAAUGAGAGGACGCAUGCUUCCUGCGGAGCGAGACACCCUGUGUCAGUUGUUCUACUCCCCAGGCCCUGGGGAGUGUUAUCCUCAUGUGAAGCUGAAUGGCAGUGGUCAAGUGGUAAGCAAAGUCCCAAGCCACUACAUUUCUACACAGAUGCUGGCGCCGCCACCUCCCCCAUCCAUGGCCAGAUCAGUAACAUUGGCAAUGCCACCAGACACCAAAACAACCACAACAACCACAGAGGGUGGAGCAACUUCGCCAACAUCACCCACCUACACGACACCUGGCACACCACCAGCUAAUCGUUCCUUUGUGGGAAUAGGACCAAGAGAUCCUGGCAGCCUUUAUCAGCCACAGUCCUGGUAUCUGGGAUAGUUGAAGUCCCCUUUCAAGUAUUACAGAAGCUAUUUAAUCAUGUUUCCAGAAACAUGGUAGAGCGUCAACUUUGGUUUCAAGUUUAAAACAGAGAGAAACAAGGGAGAAGACUAUUUAUCAACUCGCCUUUAAAAGAAAAUGAAAAGUCAGAAACACUAUCAUCCUACCAACAUGUUCCGAAGAUGGGUGCAAUUCACUUCUUCCAUUGGCUGAAGCUUAGCCUGAGGUUUCCCCAUCUGUUUUAUGCAAAUAAGCCUUUAUAUUUCUUAAAAAAAAAUUCAGAACAAAGUUUACUAAAUCUGCUUUCGAAAGGGUGGGAAAAUUAACCUUCAUCAAUCGAACAUAAUUCAAAGUUACAUUAUGGUUUUCUUUUGAUUUCUCCUUUUUAAAGAGUAAAGGUAGCAUUAUUUACACAAAGGAUGGAUGCGCAGUAUUGUGCAUAAUCAUUUAGAAGUCACCCAAACUUAGCCUUCAAGUGCUGAAAUGCACAGAAUGAGUGUAUCUGUGCAUUGGAAUACCUGAGGUCGAUUAAAAGUUAUCACAGUUCAAGACAAUUCCUCACAUUUAUUCAAAUCAUUCUUGAUUAUAAUCAUUGUGAACAGUCUUUGUUUACUAACUUUAUUGCAAAGUUCUAAACAUCACAAAAACAUGCACUAAUGAAGCCUACACAUUGGAGACCAUCACUUCAAUACGGCUAAUUCAUUAGCUUGACAUCAAGUUAUACUCCUUGUUUCUAUUUCAGACGUUUGGGCAAGCUAAAUAUAAGAAAGGAUAUUUUUAUACUACACAAAUAAAUGUGUUUAAUGCAAUGGUAAAAAAUCAAUCAAUUGUUCAGACUGACAUAUUUAAAAUUAGACAGUUCCUUGGUACCAACAUUACAGGUCACAUUAACCAGGGCGAUAUUUCCUUGUCCUAACCAAUCAAUUACUGGGAACAUCAUGAAGCAAAUUCUGUCCUGUUGCCUAUAAACUAAAGAAGAUAAUGAAUAGAUUCAGUGUUAGAAACAUACUGCACCACAGGUUGGUUGGUGAAUGAUUUAAUUUACCUAAAACUUUAAACACAUUUUAAGAAUUAUUUAACCACAGCAUACCAUAAAGCAAGCCAUUCAGUAAUGUUGCUACUAUUUCUCAAUUACAAUUUUCCCACCCUACUUAGUUUUUGCAUGUAGCUAAUAGCACAGAUGCAGAUGCUCAUCUACCAGAGCAGUAGUUUUAUCGGUUUUAGUUAUUAUCGCUUCUUCACUAAUGCAUGCCAUACACCAUAAAAUACAUACCUAGCUUUUGUUGAUAGUAUUAGGAGGCAAAGGGUGGCUACAGAUUGAGUGUGGGGAAGUUCUUCAUACACAAUGCAAGUGCAAGGCCUGACGCUAGCAAACAUACUUUACCUUUCUCUCCUGGCUACAGGUUGCAUUUAUUUUCAAAAUUAAACAUACAAAUAGCUGCAAACUCAAAGUAUCUUUAGCUUAGUGGAAUACAUUUUGGGAGCAGGGUAGAAAAUUGUUUCAAGAUCAAUAUUUUUGUGUUUUUUUAAAAAUUGUAAAGUUAAACUCAAUGUAUUCAGCCCUCCGCCCCUCCCCAGGUAAUCACAUCUUUCUGCCAGUAGCUUAUUUCACAAAAGAACAGAAGCAGAAUUGAACAAGGUCUAACUUGGUUUCAGAUUCAUUCUUGGAAAGCUAACGUCCAAUCAAUAAUCAACUUUAAGUUGGGGAAAUAAAGGAAGUGGUUGGUUUUAAUGGAACAGGUUAAAUGCCUGUUUAAGCAAAGACAAAAAAAAAUCUUUUGAAAAGAUUUAAGAGGCAAGUGCAAUUGAAAGGAAACAAUUUUGUUACUUAGUGAUUCUUUGUAACUUGUCCAUGUACCCCAGGACUGUAAACAGGGGAAAAUUGUCGCUAGGCGACUGUGGCACAAAAGUGCACCCAAACCCCCUCCCCCAGCCACCUUUCACAGGUGAGCACAAAUGCCUUAGUCAGUAUAUUACUUGUUUGUUUUUAAUCAGAGGGUAGCCAGCCGCACUCUCAUAAAAUUAAAAAGACAGCACUUGUGCACAGAAUAUCAUUCGUUAAACUGACACAUAUCAAAAGCAAUAUUUGGCAUAAUUUAGUUCUGUUCACAACUGAACGCUUUUGACAAAAGUAGCUUGCAUCUGAACAAAUUUCUGUCCGUGUAAGCUUAUAUUUCUUGGUUAGGCACAGCUUUCCCUGAGCUAAAUGCUGGCAUCCAAACCUCACGAGUGUAAACAGCAACAGUGAGGUAAACUCUAAACAUAUUUAUAUUGACAUUUUUUUCAUCAAAGGUGCUGAGUUAUGCAUGGUGCUUUGAUAGUAAACUUUGUGAUCCAGCAAAAAAAGAUCAGCUGAAUUGCUGAAUUCUGACGUGCAUGGCAACUAUGUGCGGGCUUCACUCUUUUCCCUACAAAAUCCUUUCCUAAUUUGCACGGAAUUUUAUACCACAUUAUGUGCCUUGCCUUUGAGAAAAAAUGUUUAAAAAAUCGUUGGUAUCACUGCACAAUCUUUUGGCUGCAUGUAUGGUUGCUUGUCAUUAAAAAAAAUUGCCAUUGGUAAAAAUGUAAGGGUUUAUGAUUUUUGCUUCAUAGGACAUUGUAACAGCACUAAUUAUCAGUAUUCCAGUGAUUCUGUGGACUUUCGUAUAGAAUAUAUUCAUCUUGCGGUCAUGUAGGAACAUUGCUUUUGGACGUUAUUUGUCACUAAUACUUUCAUGGAAAGUGUUUCACUUUUGAUUCUCCCUACUUGCGUCUUCCAGCUCCUUUUAUUUUGAAUCUUUGGAAAAUAUGCAAUACCAGUCUUGUCUAUAGUGAUAGAGCAUUUAGCUUGUUUAAUCAUUUUGAGUUAGCACACUUGAUAACUACAACAUCAUACUUUUCUAUUUUUUUUAAAUAUUAAGUUUGUUUUAAUUGACCAAAGUUGGUGCUGCUCUCUAUACAGAAAGAAAAAAUAGGUCCUUCUCCUGUUAUAAAUAAUGCUUGAUGCAUGAUUAGGGAAGGCUGAAAAUGGGGUUGGGGGUUGGGUAUGUAUAUUUACAGUACAGCUGUGAAGCACCACACUGGCAACACAUUAUAAAAACAAGUUUAGCCUUGUUUUAUUUUCCUGUGUGUUCUGGUGGCUAAAGCAUUGGAUGCUAGAUUAUAAUUUCCUUAAUCAGAAUAAACUGGACAGGCUCCAUUUCACAAAAUACAGUGGCAGCUGAUCAGGCAAUUGAUGUAGUAAAUCCACUGGGCCCAAUAUCUUGACCUAGUGUGGUUCAAGCCUCUAUAAGUUGUAAAAUGUCAAACUGUUUUCAAUCAAGUAAAUGUUUUUCUUGCAUGUUAUUUCGGGAGAUUUGGAUUGCAACAGUGCAUUAAUUACUAAUUUUGACUAAAGAUAGGAUUCCUUUGAGCUACUUUUUAAAAAACUGUUAAGUUGAUUACAGCACUUGGUAAGCAGUACUUCUGUUGUCCUUUGUACCAGAAUCUGGUUCGAAAAGGAAAUAGGUCACAUCAUUUCUAUAGUUAUGUGCACUAUUCGGCCAGGCCCUAAAUGCUUCACAGCCCAAACUGUCAACUGGCCUGAACUUCAAGGGGAAGCUUCUAUUCUAGUCAGAAUAUAAAAAACCAUGAACUAAAGUUGUACAUAAAGAAUUGAAAAAAUGAAUAACACAAAGCAAUAGUUGUGGGGCGUCAAUUUGGCAUGGUAGCAUUGUUCAACAAAAUUGCCAUCUACACAAAGGUGGAAUGAUAAAUGAUAACCAAGACAUAUAUAGCUCUGCUUCAAGACCCUACUAAUGUCUCCGAGCUUUAAUAAUUUGUGUUUGAUUGACACUUGGUAUGCUAACUGGGAUGCUGCACAAGGGGGACAAGAAAUAGGGGAAUAAUGCCAGCAAGUUUGAUCCUUGUCACAUCCUUGUCUUGGACAUUAGCUGCCUUCUUUGCAGACUGUGUAAUUUGUAAGCUGUAUAGUUUUAUUAAGUAUGUUUUACUUAAUCUACCCUAUUUUAUAAGGCAAAGACUUUUGUAAUGAGAAAAGUACAAAAAAAAGUUUCAUUACACUGGCUUAUUAAGAAUGUUCAGCAUUAUAUACCAUUUGUAGAGUAUUCUUCCUCCAUGGGAACUGGAUUUGAGUUAAACUCUCCUGUUACCCUUAUUGUAUUUAAAUACGGUAAUUGUCCUCAUUUUUAUGGUUUUGCAUAUUCCUAUACUUUAAAAGUAUAGGCUUCUGGUGUAAAAGAGCCAUUGUAAAUGGAAAAAAUGCUUUAUUUUAUGAAGAGUAAUUAUGUCAAACUUGUAAGAAACACUUGGAAUUUUGAGAAGGAGUGUUGUCAUUGUAGUCUCUUUGACUGUUUUAAAGAAAAAAGUCUGUAGACUUUCAAGUGCUAAACUGGUGGGAGUAGAACAGAUUAUGUGUACUCUUUGUAGGGCAAGGGAGCCCAACAAAUUGUUGUAUGCAAUGUACAGUAUUGUUUGUGCAAAGGACAAUGCAAUGCUGGUAGCUAGUUUAUUUUUAAGGCAGGACAGAAAACAUUGUUUACAUGUGUAUUCCAACCCUUGGCAAUGGCUGACUGCAUGCUCCGUGAAAUCCUUGUUUAAGAAUUCCUUUAGGGAAUUCUGUUCCAUCGUUCAGACGCUCAAGCAGGAUAGAAUGCUGCCACAGUCAAACAUGUGACUUAUUAUUAUUCCUAAAGGGGUUAUGAGUUGGCUGAUAACUUUUGUUGGGAAACGUAGGGUGAACACUGUCACUAGUGCAGUUUUGCAGGCGUAAUUAUAUGUGGUGCAGACGAUGAGGUGAUCUUUGUCCCUUUAAUUGAGAAAUUUUCGUUAACCAUCUAGCCCUUCCGCAUUUGAUAGAACAUUCUAAAUAUUUACGGUCACGUCAUCAGUGUUUUUUUUUCCUCUAACAUUCCAUUUUACAGUUGAUUGACACACAACUUAAUGCAACACACGUAAAACUCUUCCCACAUUCUCUUUAAGGGUACCGAUGGCUCCAUUCUCGAUGUAUACCUUUAAAAUUUAUAACAGGCAUUAAUAUUUUUAAGUCCUGGCAGUUUUGAAACUUCAGUUUUUUACCUGUCAGAUGGAAAAGCAUUUUUUAAAAAUGGAAUGAAAUGCGCUUAAUGCCCAUUACUUUUAUUUUCAAUAAAAUAUAGAACAUAGAACAUUACAGCACAGGACAGGCCCUUCGGCCCUCGAUGCUGUGUGUAUCACUGAAUUUAUUAUCUCUGUGAUGAACCGUUGAUUGAUAUGUAAAGCAUCGCUGAAUAAUAUAAUUUUCAAUUAGAGUCCAAGAUAUAGUCAUGUUCAAGGUGAUAAAUAAAAUUUAUUCAAUGAAAUUUCUAACUAAACUUUUCAUUACAGAUACCCCAAGUUUCUAAAAACUAAAACUCUAAAAGGAACCAAUAAAUUUUGAGCUUUGUGAAACAACGGGUGUUAAAACAACCUGCUGUAGCAAAGAGCAUUGCUGAUCUAGGUGAUUGAUGUCCCCUAACUACUACUGCUUUGAUUUCACUGAUGCAAUGCUCUCAAGGAUAAUGCAGUUGUACUCACCCUAACUGCUCAACUCACUACUCAGUCUGCAUAGUAAAGACCUGCAAAACCUCUGUUGUAAGAUAGCAUGCACUAGAUGUCAAGACACCCAAUCAGGAACUGACAAAAUUUAUUUCCCUCCUCAAACCCUGGACAAAUUUGCACUGCUCCACAUCUUUCACCUUUUCCGUUUCUGCAAUAACUCGAGGCAGGGACUGAAACGGAACAAGCUGCCAUUGACAUUGCCAUUAGUCACAGCAUUAGUAAAGCCAACACCAUUCUUAGGUCUACACCACAGAUAUAUUUUUUCUAAGGUUUUAUCUAACCCCCUGCAAAAUGUGCCAGUUGCUUCAGUUAGCCUGAAGGGAAUAUGCAAAUUCCAUCACAAUUUCCAUUUCUUUUUUUCUCUGUUGUGCAGCUCCUUUGCAGCAAUGCGCAAUGACACACGUUAAGCAGCCAGAUUACGUUUUGUAGAAAGCAGUAGAUAUACUGGUAUUGUUGUUUCACAUACACAGCUCAUCUGAACAUCUGUAACUGGGUCUCUGGAAAUCUCUUUGAAAGACAGUAAGUGAAGAGGAAACACAUGAGUUCUCAAGGACAGCUAAAGAGACACCUGACUGCCUGUCAUUGUAAAGGCAUUUUCGUCAGGCUGUGCAAAACUCUGAAUUGCAAGAAAGUUUGUGAAGGUUUCUGUUGAUGUGUUAGUGCUCAAAGCAUUUUUGGAAAUUCAGUUUUCCAUCUCUGUUGAUCAGGUUGAAAGCGUCUCAACCUUGUUUACAUGGUAGGUGAGUGUUAAUUGGGUUCUGUGUGAUGAGGACUUUGCUGAGUCCAGUAUUCAUCCCUGUACAUUUUAACUGAAGUUUUCGGAUUACGUUAAACAAGAUAAUUUGACUCCUAAAAUCCCCUUUUAUGAACUGAACCCCCAACUACAUCUUUUUGAUAUUAAAAUUAUUAACUGUUGUUUAGAGUCUUUUAUAUUCUACAAAAAAACUUCCCAGUUUUUAAUUGACUCAAACCCUGUACCCAUACCAAUGAUAAUAUCAGGAAUACAAUUCCAAAUUCUGGAUCUCCCCAGUUGAAAAGUUCAGUGCUCAGAAUACAAAGCCCAAAGGCUGUUGUUAGGGUGCACUGAGCUCUGCAAAGGAGGAGGUCAGGAGAAUUAGGCAGUAAAAGAAGCACUGCAGUUCACUUAUGCUCCUAUACAACAAUGUACAGUUUUUACUAAAAGGAUUAGGAAGACUGGCAGCUAGGACAGAAAAAAACAUUGAUCUGACAUUGAUCCCAUUGACCUAAAUAGCCCAACAAUGCAACCAAUGUCCUCAGAAUUCAAUCAUAAAAAUGUCAUACGUCAAAUUUGUUACUUUUUCUGAGAGAACAGAAACAAUGUCACAGCCAAACCUUCUUUGACAGUAAUUUUGCUAAACGUUGAAGAAUGCUGAUGAUAGAAUUGCUCAGCACAAUAAGAGGCUCUUGGACAAACAGCAUAUCAUCUUCACAGCUGUUGAAUUUCUGUAACAUUUGCUUACUCUUGUACCACAAGUUUGUCAGAGGAGAUUUUUUUAAAUUGAGAAGUUUUGAUUACAUUUUACUUACAAAUUGUAAAUAAUUAAUACAUUUCCUUUAAAUUGUAUAUUGCAUUUCUGGUAUUCUAGAUCUGUUUGUUCUUUCAAUACAAUCAGAUCAGUGGAAAUGCAUGUUCAAAAAAUUAUUUUUGCACAGAAGCAUACACUCAAAUAUUAAUUACUUCAAUAUUCUGAAGCUUAUUACUUAGACAUUAUUACAAUUCAGUAGGUACACUAUAAUAAACCUAAGGUACAGUUAUAACAUUUAAAAGACAUUUGGAUAAGUACAUGAGUAGGACAGGUUUGGAGGGAUAUGGGCCAAAUGCAGAUAGGUGGGACUAGUUUAGUUUGGGAAUGUGGUUGGCAUGGUUGAGCUGAAGGGUCUGCUUCCAUGAUAUAUGACUCUAUGACUAUUGUAUUUUACUGCAAGCCAGUAACCAAAGGAAAUAUGUUUCAAAGCCUUAAUCCAUCUACAGAACCCAAAUGAGGCAGCUCCAUGUAAGCAAGGUUAUGCUUCAUGUGCUUUGAUCCAUCUGCACUGAACUUUACUGUAUGAAAUAACAGGAAAACAGGCAAAAGAUCCAUUGAUGCAGCACAUUUUCUGCAAAUAGCCCAUAGGGAGUAAUCUGUUGAUUAGCAUGACAGUAGCGGCAAGAAAGAAGGGAAAAGUUCAGCUUCCUUUUUUUCUGCAAAUCUGAGCUUUGAUGUUGAUCAUAGUUAUAUAGAGGGCAAUGAUCUGAUAAGCAGUUGCAUUAUUCUCUGCAGUUAUUUCUAACAAUUUUAACAAGCCAGCAGAAAAGUACCAAAAACAUUUUUAAUAAAUGCAGUGCCUGAUAGUCGACUGCUGGAUUCAACUUUGCUUUGCAAGACCUGGUUUUCACAGUUUGUCUUUUUUUAUGUCUUUUUUGCACAGGCUCUAUGACAAAUGUCCUUUGAACAUCACGUUGUAAUUCCAUAUGUAUUACGUUGCACAUAUUCUGGGAAGAGAAUAUUUCUCUGAGAACGCAUUGAGACCGUGUUAUUUCUGAGGGUUUUUCAUUAUAUUUUAGAAUAUUACAGUAGUUACCACAGUAGUUAACCGCUUGCUUGCUGCACAGACAUACACACACUACACACCAGGACAAACUUGUGGCUCUUUAGUUGCUUGAUGCAAACUUCUGACAAAAUAAAAUCUUUCAUGAUCACAGUUCUCCUCCAACAACUAAAAAUAAUCAUUUAUUUUGAUUGUAUUUGUCUUUUGAUUUUUAGCUAAUUAUGUAAAGGGACACUUGUACAAAUACCAGCAUCUUUCCUGCUGCUUUUGUACACAGAUGUACAGUAUAUACGUAACUAAAUCACCACUCGUUUUAAACUGGUGUGAACUCAGCUUGACAUUUGAUUAUAACCAUUGUAUUCAGCCAUUACUGUUAGCAGCUGCUCAUACUACAUACAAUUACUGGAAGUGAAUAUGUUUCCCUAUGCAAAAAAAGUUUAAAAAAAAUAAACAAGCUAUGCUACA